Oppia nitens is the source of this 878-nucleotide messenger RNA. RefSeq names its product 9,11-endoperoxide prostaglandin H2 reductase-like. The record is from RefSeq and is a predicted model, not a curated record. NCBI's taxonomy places the organism in Eukaryota, Metazoa, Arthropoda, Arachnida, Sarcoptiformes, Oppiidae. The transcript has 3 exons. Gene Ontology annotation, molecular function: oxidoreductase activity. The coding region runs from base 135 to 878 and encodes 247 amino acids.
UAAUACUAGUAUUAUUAAUAAGUCAAUCAAAUGCUUUAAUAGUAUUCAAAGAGUUAGAACUAAACAAUGGUGUCAAGUGUCCAGUGGUUGGUUUGGGUAAUAAUGUUUGGGACAACCAAUCGCUGGCCAAACAGAUGAUCUACGAUGCCGUCGACAUCGGCUACCGACACAUUGAUACGGCCGAGUACUAUGAAAAUGAACAAUCAAUUGGCGAAGCCGUCAACGAUCUGAUAGAAACGGGUCGUGUCCUCAGACAGGAUCUGUUUGUUACCACUAAGAUAUUCUUCAAGAAAUACCCGAUUGAUAACAUAAAAGACGAAACAGUGUCGACAGUGGUUCAGUCGUUGAAACGUCUGAACUUGGAUUAUGUGGACCUAAUGCUCAUUCACUGGCCAUCAGAUAAUAUGACUGUAAAUAGCGAUAUAUGGAAAGGUUUGGAGGAAGUAUUGGACAGACGACUGGUCCGAGCUAUUGGUGUAUCAAAUUUCAUGAAACAUCAUUUAGUGGAUCUAUUGAAGACAGCCAAAGUAGUACCACAGAUGAAUCAAAUUGAAAGCAAUCCGUUGAACAACAAUCAACAGCUUAUCGACUAUUGUCAACAAUCGGGUAUUCAAGUGACCGCAUACUCGCCACUCGGUAGAGGACGACUGGUCGACGAUCCGACUGUCCAAUCGGUGGCCACUAAACAUAACAAAACCGGUAGUCAAGUGUUGAUACGCUAUCAACUACAGAAAGGUGUUGCGGCAAUACCUAAGAGUACCAGAAAAGAGCGUAUGUCUCAAAAUCUACAGGUAUUUGACUUUAGUCUAACCGAAGAGGAUAUGACUGUCCUAAACUCCAUGUCCACUACCAAUAAUAAUGAUACAUCUAUUAGAUAA